AUGAGGAUUAUGCUGGGAUUCCUGUUCCUGCUACUCAUCCAAACACAAUGCUGCUUUGGUUGCGCUGUGAGUGAAGAACAGCGCCCCCAGAUGACUUAUCUGCUCAACAAGAUGGUCCAAGCAGCCACUGCUCCAGAAGCCCUUCCAAACCCCAGUGUCUUGCUGGCUCUUCAGCUGGCUCCGGACCACAGCAACAGCGCUAAGCACAUCCUACUUCAGAGGAUUGCCCAGGAUGCAGUAGACAGGGUGCAGAAUGGAAAAUCUUUCUCUUCAGGCCUUGUAGCCCUCUAUGCCUUGGCUCACCAGGCUUCUUGCUCUGAUCCCCGAAAAGUGUCUGCCAAAGGAACCACGCUUGAUCUGGUGCAGCUCUUGGAAAAGAAGUUUGAGAUGGAACUGGAGAACAUCAAGACCACUGGCAAUUCCCUGAGCAACUAUUACCAGCUCGGCUUGUGUGUUCUCACCCUCUGUCAACUUCAGGGCAGCUUCUCAGUCAGUAAGACAGCAGACCUAUUCACUCCAGACCAAAAAAAGUAUUACCUUGGUGGCCAUUUCUCUGUAGACAUAGCAUCACUAGCAGUCCUUGCUCAGAUCUGCAUACAGACCAGAGAUAAUGCUACAUUACCAGAGGCAAAUGUGAUAACAGCAAAUAUACAGUGGCUGCUGAACAUAACCCUGAAGCAGAAAAGAAGUGAUGGAGUGAUCGGGAACUUGUACAGCACUGGGGAGGCUAUGCAGGCAUUGUCUGUGGCCAGCGAGUAUCUUGCACCUGGAUCAUGGAACUGCAGCCAGACUUUGAACAAAGUCGUAAGUGAGAUACCUAAAGGCACUUUUGAUCACCCCAUGGUUGCUGCCCAACUCCUUCCCUCCUUGCAGGAUCGGACCUACCUUGAUGUGAGCACAGUCAACUGCUCUUUAGAAACAGAUGAUCUCAACCUGGCUGUUCUACCAACCAUUCUAUCCAUCACUCAGCACCAGUCCAGCAACCGUUUUAAAGUCAAGUACACGGUCACUGACAGUGUGAGCAACACCUUCACGGAUUCCACUGAAGUCUUUGUCCCAAAGGGCUCAGUCUUUCUUGGAGUUAUGGAGGCUGCUCAGGAAAAGGACCCAAAGAGAUUCAGAUUCACCUAUGCAAACAGUACCUGGGGCCCAUACAUCACCUCCGUGCGAGGCCUGGUGGCGGACAACAGCAAGCGGACGUACUGGCAGCUCUUCAGUGGGGAAACUCCCUUGAGCAAAGGUGCUGGGGAAUAUGUUGUGUCUGAUGGAGAGAACAUGGUGGUAAAAUUCACCACUUACUGACUUCUACAGU
Euleptes europaea (tarantolino) is the source of this 1312-nucleotide messenger RNA. RefSeq names its product transcobalamin-1-like. The record is from RefSeq and is a predicted model, not a curated record. Gene Ontology annotation, molecular function: cobalamin binding. NCBI's taxonomy places the organism in Eukaryota, Metazoa, Chordata, Lepidosauria, Squamata, Sphaerodactylidae. The coding region runs from base 1 to 1302 and encodes 433 amino acids. Gene Ontology annotation, biological process: cobalamin transport. The transcript is spliced from 9 exons.